This is a messenger RNA of Ictidomys tridecemlineatus (thirteen-lined ground squirrel), 10676 nucleotides long. NCBI's taxonomy places the organism in Eukaryota, Metazoa, Chordata, Mammalia, Rodentia, Sciuridae. The record is from RefSeq and is a predicted model, not a curated record.
GCCGCCGUCCGCCAACUCGGAAGCUCGCGCUCCCGGGCCGUGGGGGCGAGAACGCCGGCGGCGAGCCGGCGUCGCUCGCCGCCCCCAUCGGUGGCAAACUUCGCGGCGUCCCCGGAGCUGGUCCGAGCGAGACAGAGAUCUCACCAAUAAAAUAAAAUCCAAUUUCCCCUUCCCACCCCGAACCAUGGAGGCUGCGGCCGCUGGAGUGCCCCCGCCGGCUGCGGCCCCUGCCCGCUAGCUGGGGACCAACAGCGCCACGGCGAGCGAGCGGGCGAGCGAGGAGGGGAGAGGGAGUCUGUCUGCAAAGUGCUGCUCCCUGGUGCUCAGAGGCGGCUGCUCCAGCUCCAACUCUCAUUCAUUUCGCCGGUUAACAUGAGAGAUCAUGGCCGCCUUCGGGCUUCUCAGCUAUGAGCAGAGACCGCUGAAGCGCCCCCGGCUCGGGCCGCCCGAUGUCUACCCGCAGGACCCCAAGCAGAAGGAGGAUGAACUGACUGCUGUGAACGUAAAGCAAGGCUUCAGCAACCAGCCAGCUUUCACUGGGGAUGAGCACGGCUCCGCUAGGAACAUUGUGAUCAACCCAUCAAAGAUCGGAGCUUAUUUCAGCAGCAUAUUAGCUGAGAAACUAAAGCUUAACACUUUCCAGGAUACCGGAAAGAAGAAACCCCAAGUUAAUGCUAAAGAUAAUUACUGGCUGGUUACUGCUCGAUCUCAGAGUGCAAUUCAUAGUUGGUUCUCUGACCUAGCAGGAAAUAAACCACUUGCUAUUUUGGCAAAAAAGGUUCCCAUCCUUAGUAAAAAGGAGGAUGUUUUUGCAUAUUUAGCUAAAUAUUCAGUACCAAUGGUUCGAGCGACCUGGCUGAUCAAGAUGACUUGUGCCUAUUAUUCUGCCAUUUCUGAAGCUAAAAUCAAGAAACGUCAGGCCACUGACCCCAAUUUGGAGUGGACGCAGAUAUCUACUCGGUACCUUCGAGAACAGCUGGCCAAGAUUUCUGACUUCUACCACUUGGCGUCCACUGCGAGCGAUGGCCCUGUUCCUGUAUCCCCGGAGGUGGAGCAAGCCAUGAGGCAGUGGGAGUACAACGAGAAGCUGGCGUUUCACAUGUUCCAGGAAGGAUUGCUGGAAAAGCAUGAAUAUUUGACGUGGAUCCUGGAUGUCCUAGAGAAGAUCAGACCGAUGGAUGACGACCUUCUUAAACUCCUGCUGCCGCUGAUGCUGCAGUACUCGGACGAGUUUGUGCAGUCGGCCUACCUGUCCCGCCGUCUGGCCUACUUCUGUGCCCGGCGUCUGUCCCUGCUGCUAAGCGACAGCCCCAGCCUCCUGGCUGCCCACUCCCCCCACAUGAUGAUCGGGCCCAACAGCUCGGGAAUCGGGGCGCCCAGCCCCGGCCCACCCGGCCCCGGCAUGAGCCCCGUGCAGCUGGCCUUCUCAGACUUCCUUUCCUGCGCACAGCAUGGGCCCCUUGUGUACGGACUCAGUUGCAUGCUGCAGACGGUCACUCUCUGCUGCCCAAGUGCCUUGGUGUGGAACUACUCCACAAAUGAAAGCAAGAAUGUGAGCGCAGGCUCACCUCUGGACCUGCUGCAGGUCGCCCCGUCCAGCCUCCCCAUGCCGGGAGGGAACACGGCAUUCAACCAGCAGGUUCGGGCCAAGAUCUAUGAGGUGGAACAGCAGAUAAAACAAAGGGGCCGUGCGGUGGAAGUCCGGUGGUCCUUUGACAAGUGCCAGGAGUCCACAGCAGGGGUGACUAUCAGUCGAGUUUUGCACACGUUGGAAGUCUUGGAUCGACACUGUUUUGACCGAACUGAUUCCAGCAACUCAAUGGAGACGCUUUACCAUAAGAUUUUCUGGGCAAACCAAAACAAAGAUAACCAAGAGGUGGCCCCCAAUGAUGAAGCCGUGGUGACGCUGCUGUGUGAAUGGGCCGUGAGCUGCAAACGGUCGGGCAAGCACAGGGCCAUGGCCGUGGCCAAACUCCUGGAGAAGAGGCAAGCGGAGAUUGAAGCCGAGAGAUGUGGCGAAUCAGAAGUCCUAGAUGAGAAGGAGUCCAUUUCUUCUGCCUCCCUUGCUGGCUCUAGUUUGCCUGUUUUCCAGAAUGUGCUGCUAAGGUUUUUGGAUACACAGGCCCCCUCACUGUCGGACCCCAACAGCGAGUGCGAGAAGGUGGAGUUCGUGAACCUGGUGCUGCUCUUCUGCGAGUUCAUCCGCCACGACGUCUUUUCCCACGACGCCUACAUGUGCACGCUCAUAUCUCGAGGGGACCUGUCCGUCACCGCCUCCACGGGGCUGCGGUCGCCUGCUGGGGAGAAUGUGGACGAGCACUAUCCCAAGGACCAUGAGGUGAAACUGGAGCCUUUACAGCAGGACUCUCUCCCUGGCACUCAUCAGGAGCAGAGCAUCAUGGCGCACAUGGGCAUUGACCCAGGAACCGCUCACAUUUUUGAUGAAGUAGACAAGAGUGACUUUAAAGCCGACUUUGGCUCGGAGUUUCCAAUUUUUUCUCCCAUGCCUGGAGAGUCCUGUGAGAACGCCAACCCUUCCUUGGGCAGAAGAAUGUCACUUAAUGGAGAGAAGUUGGCCAAGAGGGAAAAACCGAGGGAGUUGAUUUUCCCAUCUAAUUAUGACCUCCUCCGCCACCUGCAGUAUGCAACACAUUUUCCUAUACCUCUGGAUGAGUCCUCGAGUCAUGAAUGUAACCAGCGCACAAUCCUCCUCUAUGGAGUGGGCAAGGAGCGCGAGGAGGCCCGGCACCAGUUGAAGAAGAUCACCAAAGACAUCCUGAAAAUCCUGAACAAGAAGAGCACCACAGAGACGGGCGUUGGGGAUGAAGGGCAAAAAGCCAGAAAGAACAAACAAGAAACAUUUCCAACCCUGGAGACGGUAUUCACAAAACUCCAACUUCUGUCGUAUUUCGAUCAGCAUCAAGUGACGUCUCAGAUCUCUAACAACGUGCUGGAGCAGAUCACCAGCUUUGCUUCAGGGACGUCCUACCACCUCCCGCUGGCCCACCACAUACAGCUCAUCUUCGAUCUCAUGGAGCCCGCACUGAACAUCAAUGGACUCAUUGACUUCGCUAUACAGUUGCUAAAUGAGCUGAGUGUCGUGGAAGCCGAGCUGCUCCUCAAGUCCUCCAGCCUGGCAGGCAGCUACACCACGGGGCUCUGCGUGUGCAUUGUGGCCGUUCUCAGGCGCUAUCAUAGUUGUCUGAUCCUGAAUCCUGAGCAGACAGCCCAGGUGUUUGAAGGGUUGUGCGGUGUGGUGAAGCACGUCGUGAACCCCUCGGAGUGCUCUUCCCCCGAAAGAUGCAUCUUAGCCUACCUCUACGACCUCUAUGUGUCCUGUAGCCACCUUAGAAGCAAGUUUGGAGACCUCUUCAGUAGUGCCUGUUCUAAAGUAAAGCAAACCAUAUAUAAUAAUGUGAUGCCUGCGAAUUCCAACUUGCGAUGGGAUCCCGACUUCAUGAUGGAUUUUAUUGAGAAUCCCUCAGCUCGAAGCAUCAACUACUCAAUGCUGGGCAAAGUCCUCAGUGACAACGCAGCCAAUCGCUACAGCUUUGUCUGCAACACGCUUAUGAAUGUCUGCAUGGGCCAUCAGGAUGCCGGCAGGAUUAACGACAUAGCCAAUUUCUCCUCCGAGCUGACCGCCUGCUGCACUGUCCUCAGUUCAGAAUGGCUGGGGGUUCUGAAGGCUCUCUGUUGUUCUUCCAAUCACGUGUGGGGGUUUAAUGAUGUACUUUGCACUGUGGAUGUGAGUGACCUUUCAUUCCAUGAUUCAUUAGCUACUUUCAUUGCUAUUCUGAUAGCACGACAGUGUUUCUCCCUGGAGGACGUCGUGCAGCACGUGGCUCUCCCCUCUCUCCUAGCGGCAGCUUGUGGAGAUGCGGACGCGGAGCCCGGGGCGAGGAUGACCUGCCGACUGCUGCUUCAUCUGUUCCGAGCGCCACAGGCCUGCUUCUUGCCUCAAGCCGCCGGCAAACCUUUCCCCGGAAUAAGAUCGUCUUGCGAUAGACACCUCUUAGCUGCUGCUCACAACAGCAUUGAAGUGGGAGCGGUUUUUGCUGUAUUGAAAGCCAUCAUGAUGCUUGGAGAUGCCAAAAUUGGCAAUAACAGUGUCAGCUCCUUAAAGAACGAUGACUUCACCAUGAGGAGUUUGCGGCGGGAAGGGACCGCGGAGGACGUCUGGCCUGCCUCUCACAGCUCGAAGCCCUGCGCGAAGAGCAUCUCCAUAGAAACGGCCAAUUUAAGAGAAUAUGCUCGAUACGUGCUGAGGACCAUCUGCCAGCAGGAAUGGGUAGGAGAACAUUGCCUAAAAGAACCUGAAAGGUUGUGUACAGACAAAGAGCUGAUACUGGACCCUGUGCUUUCCAACAUGCAAGCUCAGAAGCUCCUGCAGCUCAUCUGCUACCCACACGGCCUCAAGGAGUGCACGGAGGGCGACAACCUUCAGAGGCAGCACAUCAAGCGCAUCCUGCAGAAUCUGGAGCAGUGGACAUUGAGGCAGUCCUGGCUGGAACUUCAGCUAAUGAUCAAGCAGUGCCUGAAGGACCCUGGCUCCGGGUCUGUGGCUGAAAUGAACAACCUGCUGGACAACAUUGCAAAGGCCACCAUUGAGGUGUUCCAGCAGUCCGCGGAUUUGAACAACAACUCCUCACACUCUGGCAUGGGCCUCUUCCACCCCAGUGGCAACGGGGGCGCUGAUACCAGUAGCACGAGGCAAAAUGGAAUCAAGACCUUUCUCAGUUCCUCUGAACGCAGGGGCGUGUGGCUGGUGGCCCCCCUCAUCGCCAGGCUGCCCACCUCUGUGCAGGGGCGGGUGUUGAAGGCUGCUGGGGAAGAGCUGGAGAAGGGGCAGCACUUGGGUUCUUCUUCCAAAAAGGAGCGUGAUAGACAGAAACAGAAAAGCAUGUCUCUCCUGAGUCAACAGCCAUUCCUCUCGCUGGUCCUCACCUGUCUCAAGGGACAGGAUGAACAACGAGAAGGUCUGCUAACAUCCCUGCAGAAUCAAGUGAACCAGAUUUUAAGUAACUGGAAGGAAGAAAGGUACCAGGAUGACAUCAAGGCUCGGCAGAUGAUGCACGAAGCUCUGCAGCUGCGCCUGAACUUGGUGGGAGGGAUGUUCGACACAGUGCAGAGGAGUACCCAGUGGACCGCAGAAUGGGCCCUCCUGCUGCUGCAGAUCAUCACCUCAGGAACCGUGGACAUGCACACCAACAAUGAAUUAUUCACAACAGUCCUUGACAUGCUGGGUGUUUUGAUCAAUGGGACGUUAGCCUCUGACCUAUCAAGUGCAUCCCCAGGAGGCUCAGAAGAGAACAAACGUGCAUAUAUGAAUUUAGUAAAAAAGUUAAAAAAAGAGCUGGGAGACAAGAGGUCAGAAAGCAUUGACAAAGUUCGGCAGUUGCUGCCUCUGCCGAAGCAGACGUGUGACAUCAUCACCUGUGAGCCCAUGGGCUCCUUGAUCGACACCAAGGGGAACAAAAUCGCUGGAUUCGACUCAAUAGAUAAAAAACAGGGCCUCCAGGUCUCUGCCAAGCAGAAGGUGUCCCCGUGGGACUUAUUUGAAGGCCAGAAGAACCCCGCUCCUCUGUCCUGGGCCUGGUUCGGGACCGUCCGUGUGGACCGGAAAGUGAUCAAGUACGAGGAACAGCACCACUUGCUGCUGUACCACACACACCCCACACCCAAGCCCCGGAGCUACUACCUCGAACCGCUGCCCCUGCCUCCUGAGGAGGAGGAGGAGGAGCCCGCCUCGCCCAUCUCUCAGGAGCCAGAAAGGAAGUCGGCCGAACUGUCAGAUCAGGGGAAAACUGCGACAGAGGAAGAGAAGAAGAGCAGGGGCAGGAAGCGCAAGACGAAAUCCAGCUCCAGGGUGGAUGAAUAUCCACAGAGCAGCGUGUACCGAGUGCCUCCCAACUACUCACCCAUUUCCUCCCAAAUGAUGCACCAUCCGCAGUCCACCUUGUGGGGUUACAACCUCAUGGGCCAGACCCAGCAGCCCAGCUUCUUCCUUCAGAACCAGGCUCUCACUCCAGGUGGCUCCAGGUUGGACCCUGCAGGCUCCUUUGUCCCAACCAACACCAAGCAAGCUUUGUCCAACAUGUUGCAGCGGCGAUCAGGGGCCAUGAUGCAGCCCCCCUCCCUCCACGCCAUCACCUCACAGCAGCAGCUGAUCCAGAUGAAGCUUCUGCAGCAGCAGCAGCAGCAGAGGCUCCUUAGGCAGGCCCAGGCCCGGCCCUUCCAGCAGGACCUCUGUGCCUCCGCGGUCUCCCUUCUGGAAGACUUUGACAACAUAAUGGGCCCACCCGGGGACCAGGCUGCUCUCUUUGCUGCACAGGCUCGGCCCUCCCCUCAGCCCCCUCAGUAUCCAGGGCUGCAGCAGGCACAGACCAUGCCCCAGGGCUACACCAUGUACGGAACCCAGAUGCCUCUGCCACAGCCCGCACAGCCGCAGGCCGGCGUGGUCCUGUCCCCCAGCUAUGGUUCCCGGGCCUACCCAGCCGCACACUCCAGCCCUGCGCUCAUGGAGAGACUGAGGCAGAUGCAGCAGCAGCCCAGCGGCUACAUACAGCAGCAGGCCCCACCCUACCUGCAGCCCCUGACGGGCGCCCAGAGGAUGAACCACCAGGCUCUGCAGCAGAGCCCCCUGGUGGGCGGGGGCAUCGAUGCCAUGAUGACGCCUGCACACCCGAGCCUCCCCUCCGUGCCCCUGCCUCAGGACCCCAUGAGGCCCCGGCAGCCGCAAGUUCGACAGCAGCAGAGACUCCUGCAGAUGCAGCAGCCCCAGCAGCCCCCACAGCCCCAGCCGUCUUCACAGCCCCAGAGCCAGCAGACCCUGGGUCUCCAGGCAGUGCAGCCCCAGCAACCUCUGUUCCCCAGGCCAGGCUUGCAGCAGACCCAGCAGCAGCAGCAGACGGCCGCACUGGUGCGGCAGCUCCAGAAGCAGCUUUCUAGUAACCAGCCGCAGCAAGGAGUGACUCCCUACGGGCACCCUUCACACUUCUGAAUUGGGAAGACAACCUGCAGUUUUGUGUUUGCACUGAAAAGUAGAAAAUCAGAGUUAAUGUCUCAGUCAUCCUGAGAAUGUCCCUUUGGUCUUUCAUUUCUUUGGUUUCCUAUAUUUUAUGCUAUAUUUCAUAUGGAGGUAUUUAAACAAAAAGCAAAGGAGAAGUUGUGCUUUGCAUUCAGCAUUGAAGGAGGUUUGGCAGUAUGGCUGACGGCUCAGGCAGGCCUCCUCCCCACAGAUGGUGGCAGCAGACCUUUGAAAUUGGUGCUUUUUUUUUUUUUUAAAGUCUUCUAGGUACAGAUAGAAUGAAUUAUGGUGGGUUUAAAUAUUUAUGGGUUCAUUAAUGAUUGUUUUGCUCUUUUGCAACUGUGCUGGACCAACUUCUGAUUUGAAAGGCAGAUCAGGUCUUGACAGGAAGCAACCCAUUCAUUCUGCAUUCACCUGUGAUGGGUAACUGGACAUUAAUCUGCGUCAUUAUAAUUUGAAAUAUUUGUAAUUUCAUGAGCACUUUAUGAACUUUCUUAUUUGUGUAGGACUUUGCUUUUGUUGUGGUCAAAGGUGCUGAACCAGGUUGUUGCUUAGUGACUUCUACGAUCACGACUUCCAUGGGAGCCUCUUAGAAGUUGCUGCACCUGACUUUGUUUUCAGUGGUGAGAGCAUGAACCAGAGUCUUCAGGAAGGUACAAUAUGUCAACUUUAAACACCUGGAAGGACCACCGUGGAAUCGUUCCUGUAUUUACUGCCAGUUUUGGGAAAAUGACUGUCCAGAUUUGGUUCUCCAGAGCUUUAUGCCAACUAGAGUGAAAAUCUUGCAGCUGGCUAGAGAGUCCACAGAGCUCAGACUUGACAUGGUUUCCAGAGACCCUGGCCCCAAAGUCCAGAAGGCUCUGGUUUUCAUAAAAGGUGUAUUUGCUGUUAAUUUUGUAUGGUAAGUAUUUGCUACUUUGAAUUUAAUUAUUAAUGUUGGUGUCAGUCUUGGUUGUGUAAUGCAUAUACUGUAUUUAUAAAUUGGUGCAAAAAGCACAAGUAAAUUAUACAUUAAAUUUAUUAUAAAGAAAUAGUAACUAUUUUAACUUUGUUCAAGUAUGUGGUAAUUUGCUCCUAUUAGAGUAAAGAAUACAGUAAAUUAUUAUCAGUUUGUGUAACUUAAGAGUAUUCCAUAUAAUAUUUUUUUAGAUUUAGAUGCAUAAAAUUUUGAAUGUGAAAAUUGCAGGGCAUUUUAAAAAACACAUGUGUGGGAUGUCUUCCCAUGUUCUGUGUUACUUCAUCUUUUUGCCAUAUGAUUUUACAUGUAGUCACGCAUACUGUGAAUAGAUUCGUCCAAUGAACAGACCACAUAGAACUACUUUUUUUAAAAUGUAGCUAGUUCCACUUAAGUAGAUCAUUUCUUUUGCGAAUCAUUCUGUAAGUAAUUCACAUCUUCCUGGGUGAGCUACUCAUUGCAGUUUGACUCCUGCCAAUGACCUCAAAUACACAUCAGCUUCCUGUGCUGUGGCAGCAUCCGUGUGAACUGCUUUUGUACACUGUGAAGACAUUCACUCCAGCCUGCCCCAAGAGGUGUUUACUCUGGGCUGGAACAGACUUUGCCAAAACAUUAAAGACCAUUCUUUUCACUAAAUUAACAUCCUACCUGCUUUCAGAAGAUGUACCUUUACAUUUCAGCUGCUUGUAUAGAUCAGGUUUUACCCUCUCCAGAAUCAUACUCAGAGUUCAUGAAGUUAUUUUUUUCUGGAGUGGUGGGUAUGUCUGGUGACUCACGGGCAGAACCCCUGAAACAUGAAUGUUGUGCCUAGUGAGUGAGUCCUAUUCUGUUUUUGGUCCUUGCUUAAGAAUCAUUGGUAUUUUGAAGGCAAAUUUUCAGUUUGAACCAUUAAUCGUUGUAGCUCAGUAUUGCAAACAGUGGCAAUACUGUGAGGAGUGAGUGUUAUCAUUGCAUAGCAUUUGUAUGCACUUUACAUUUUGCAGAAGUUUAUUUAUUAAUCAUUUUGCACAUGAAAGCUAUGGGGAGUACCUUUGUGGUUGCAUUAAGGUGAGGAGGCUAAGUCUUGAGUAAGUCCCUAUAAUUCUGAAACGCUAUGGAAGGUUUAGGAAAAACUAGAGCUGUUUUCUUCUUGUGCGUUAUAAGGAAAGCAAUUGGAACUUUUAAGUUAGUCAUAUUUCUCUAUCCUGAUAUGUUUCUUUUGUAGCAAAUGCAUUAGUUUGCAUUAAAGUGUUCACAAGGGAAAGCCCUGGUACAGAACCUUGUGAUUUGCUCGGUAAGUUGCAGAGAGAUUAGACUAAUAAGACAGAGACCCCAGCCCAUUUAAGAUAAGACCUUGAAAUCUAAUGGAAGUGGGUACCCCUAUCAAAACGCCUGGAUGUGAGGACCCCUUGGACACACCACUUACGUCAUAGGCUUGUUCCUCAUCAGGUUGCCUCCAUCCUUUUACCUACCCAUCUUGGUUCAGCAGUAGAGGGAGAUCACUGUCCAAGUGUCCUUUGAUCUCUUGCCAUUCACUGGAUACCCAGAUUGGUGGCAAACAGGUGACCUCUGAAAGGGAGUUCAUCCUCAUGUCUCAAGUGACUGGCAGGGCCAGCGUGUCUCAGUGUCCUUAGCUAUUUGUAUAAGAGCCAUGGCUUUUUCCCAUUUAUAAGGCUCUUAUAAUCCUAAAAUAAUAGGUAUAGAUGCUGGAGAAAUUAUAUUGGAAAACCCCAGCCUCUAGAAUUAGAAAAAUAAAUCAUAAUGUCCCCCAAAUUAAUUCAGAUUGAAUUAAGCAUGCAAUACGAAUAGUGAAUUACAAAAAGCAACAUUUUGGGUAGGGUUGAUCAAAUUUUAAAUACAGUGAAGCUUCAUUAUAUAAUAAUUUAAACUCUCCCAAACAUUUUCCCAGUGCAUAAAGAAUUAUUGCAUAAUGAAAUGAAAUGCCCAAAAGGAAGAUUCCUCCCCAGAAAACUUUCCUUAUGAACAGCUCUGAGCCAGGAGUUCCCAAGCUAGAGCUUAGUCAUAAAGGAGCUUCAUUGUAUUUUAAAAAUCUUUUUAAUGGAAAGAUUUGGACAAAGAUAUAAUCAGCCCCUUUUCACAUUUUAUGGUGUGUGCUAAAUUGCUUUUUACAGGUGGAAAAAUUAGCCUGCAUUUAUUUUUAAAUGCAGUUAUUAAAACGUUUUUGUAUUCCCCAUCAACAAAAAUUGUCAUUGUGAACAAAUGAUGAUUUGUCAUCAAAACAGUUCAGUGCUUGUUUUCUGUAGGUUUAGCAAAAUAUUCAUAAACCAAUGACAAACUCUUUAUACAUCAAGAUGGUGAGUUUGCAUAAGGACUGCAGAUUUAAUCUGCCCCACUGACUGUCCCCAGUGCCAUACUUGUAACACUGAUAGAAGGUGACACUAGGCAACUGGUAGUAGAAAGAAAAUAAGAAGUUCAUUCUUUACUGAAAAAUUCAGGUGCAUUAGCCAUUUGUUAUUUUACAGUGGACCAUUUCCUCUUAAUGUUUGUUAUUUGUUGGCAAAAUAAAAGUGCCUUAAGUUAAAAGUUUGUGUUGAGAUCCAUUCAAGAAAUCAGUAUCAGUUCAUACUGCACUUAAGUCUUUUUUUGCAUGUCCAUUGUAAAUUUAAUAUUGUAAAUGUAUCCAAGUUCAUUUACAUGCCUAUGGCUGCCUUUGAUUAAACUUCUUCCAAAAAAUAAAUUCUGUCCAGAUGUUGA